CGGCAGGAGAGGUCUGCGCGCCAUGCGGGACCCUCCUCCGGUGGCCGGGGAGCAGCCGGGGAUCGAACCGGCGCCGCAGAGGCCGCGGGCAGCUUCGCAACCCAGCGCUCAACCGCUGCGCCACCGGGGAGGCCCAGAAACGGCUUUUUGUUUUAAACCACCCCGUCGUGUCGCUGCUACCUGUGCCCUCAGGACCUGGUCACUCAAGGUCACCCGCUCUGGGAAGGCACAGCCUCUCCUCUGCCUCAAGACGGCCCCCACCGGGCCAUGGUAGCAACUGAGGUGGCUGCAGCCCCCACCCCUUCCUGGCACCCCAGCCCUGCAGGGGCCGCAUCGAGUGUGUGCCCGGAAACCCCUGCUGCAGCCCGGUCGCCGGCAGCCCUCACGGGGUGGGCUAGGAGGCAGGUUGGGCCUGGUCAGUGGUCACCAAUGGCGCCAUCUGCAAAAGGGACGUCUGGCUCUGGCUCAAGGUCAUUCUCCGUCCUCCAGCGCACCUGCUCCCCAGCCCUGGGAGCGCAGCACGUGCGAGGGGCCCGGGAGCCGCGGGCCUUAUCAGGCGUUUCAAAACCGGGUGCCAGAGCCGUCAGGUGCGCCUUCGCAGCAGCAGUGACCCGUGGCUGGAGCAGACGCGCCCGCCCCACCUGGCGCAGCCCCACGGGGAGAGCCACUGUGCUGAGUCACCGGGUGCCUCCCCGGGUCACAGGUGCCCAAACCUUUAAAACCCCAGGCGGGUGGCAUUCCCGUGCGCGGGCUCGGGCUGCAGCGGCCUCUCCCUUCGGCUUCCUGGUUCAUCUCCCUCAGGGACUCUCCGCAGCACAACAGGAGAGAAGUGGCACCGAAGACAACGGGUCUGUGUGGGGGUCGCGUGUGAGGAUGAGGGGUGCCAAGCUGACGGGGGCUCUGCUCGCCCUGGCUGGCCUGCUGCAUGUGGCUCUGUCCCUGAAAAUAGCCGCCUUCAACAUUCGGACUUUCGGGGAGACCAAGAUGUCCAACGCCACCCUGGCCACCUACAUCGUGCGGAUCCUGAGUCGCUACGACAUCGCCGUCAUCCAGGAGGUCAGGGACAGCCACCUACAGGCCGUGGGGAAGCUGCUGGACGGACUCAACCAGGACGCCCCCGACUCCUUCCACUACGUGGCCAGCGAGCCGCUAGGACGCGGCACCUACAAGGAGCGCUACGUCUUCGUGUUCAGGCCCGAGCGCGUGUCGGUGCGCGCCAGCUACCUGUACGACGACGGCUGCGAGCCCUGCGGGAACGACACCUUCAGCCGGGAGCCGGCCGUCGUCAGGUUCUCCUCCCCGCGGACCCGGGUCACGGACUUUGCCAUCGCCCCCCUGCACGCGGCGCCCAUGGACGCGGUGCCCGAGAUCGACGCCCUCUAUGACGUCUACCUGGACAUCCGCAAGAAGUGGGGCCUGGAGAACAUCCUAUUCAUGGGCGACUUCAACGCCGGCUGCGCCUACGUGAGCCCCGCCCAGUGGCCGUCCAUCCGCCUGCGCGCGAGCCCCGCCUUCCAGUGGCUGAUCCCCGACAGCGCUGACACCACGGUCACGACCACGCGCUGCCCGUACGACAGGAUCGUGGUGGCCGGAACUCAGCUGCAACGUGCCGUCGUCCCCGACUCGGCCGGCCCCUUUGACUUCCAGGCCGCGUACAGACUCAGCAGCCAGCUGGCCCUGGCCAUCAGUGACCACUACCCGGUGGAGGUGACCUUGAAGUGACCCGCACAAAGGACCGGCGGCGGCUCGUGGGGUCACGUCCAGGUGGAGGCGGCCUUCCAUGCAAGCAUGGGGUUUGCGGGGAGCACCUACGGCCUCAGUCUACACAGAGAACCCGACACUUAAAUUAAGAAAUACCUUUUAGUAAAUAAAGCUCAAAAUGGUGUUUGCACCUGUGGCCUCCAGUCCUUCCUUCCCCCGGGGGGCUC
Molecule: messenger RNA, 1928 nt
Organism: Talpa occidentalis (Iberian mole)
Lineage: Eukaryota; Metazoa; Chordata; Mammalia; Eulipotyphla; Talpidae
Gene: DNASE1
Product: deoxyribonuclease 1
Exons: 9
Coding region: 268-1722 (484 amino acids)
Biological process (GO): DNA catabolic process
Cellular component (GO): nucleus
Molecular function (GO): DNA nuclease activity
Source: RefSeq, a predicted model, not a curated record